UUAAUAAACCACCCCAACCCUCCUCCAUAUUAACUAAACAAUCAAACAAACAAAAAAACCCUAACAAGAGUUCCAGCUCUCUUUACCAUGGUGGCCAUUGAACAUCGUUCUACAUCGGCAAAUACAACUUCUACAUCCAUCUUAUCGCCCACCUCUAACACUUCGGCCACUUCCGCCUCCACAUCGGCUGCCUCUACAUCAUUGUCCACCUUAUCGACGGCCACUGCAAACACUCACCUUAAGAAAAUGUCCUCUACAUCGGAUACGGUAGCUGUAACGGUAGCUGCCUCUAAGAGUGCUGUUAGCCAGCGUGAUGUUGAGGUUAAGGUUUCGAAGAAGAAACCAACCACCGUCAGUACACCUCCCAAAGAUGCCACUGCCCUGGAGCUGUCGAAAAAGGUAUUGAAAUUGGAUUUGACGGGCAAGGAGGUGGAGGAGUAUUCCACGAAAUCGCCCAAAUCACCCAUAGUAGGCCGUUUACCCCAUCAAACAUCUUUAAACUCCAGCGUGGACGUAGAAGAUCGUAAAACUUUGCGUGAAGCCCUGUACCAGGGUAUAUUCCAUCGUCAUCGAAGAACCAUAUUUGCGGUGGGCAGUUUCCUGCGCAUGCUGCGCAGUCGAAAUUCGCAAUACAAUACCAUACGCAGCUCAUCGGAAGGUGAAGACAUCGAUGAGGUCAGAUAAAAUACAAUGGGUGAAAAUCAAGAUAUAAAAACGUAAUAUAUACAAAACCGUAACAGUGAAAAUAUUAAAGUAGAAUUCAUAAAGAAAAUAUAUAAUUAAAAAUUAAGCAAAUGUAUUUUAUAUUUAUUAUAAAUUACAUUAUAAACUUUAUAAAUAAUAUUUGUAUUUAAAAUGGAAAAAUAUAACAAAACAAAACAAAAAGUGGGAACAAGUUCUUAGAAUUCAAAUAAUUUGUGAAAAAAAAAUUCUUAAUUUUUUAGUCAACAAAGAUAAUUUAAACCCCUUUUGAAUAUACAACAAGGUAAAUCUAAAUUUAAUAAAUUUUUUUUUUAAAUUUUCUUUAUUUUUAUUAAAAUUAGCAAACAUUUUGUAAAUUAAGUUAAAUAUUAAGAAAAAAAUCUUUCAAAACUUGCUUUCAUUUAACCUUAAUUAUAUUACCAGUUUAUAUUAGUUUGUGUAGUUAUUAGAACUUAUAUAAAUAUUAGUAAAAUUAUAUAACUAUUUUAUUGUUAGAUAAACGAUUCAGGUUUUUAAUCGCAUUCCAUAUAUUGUUUUUGUUGAGUUUUCUUGUUUUAUAUUAUUUUGCACAUUUUAAUCAAAACUUUUUAUUAAAUAUAUUUAUAAAUAAUUUAAAUAAAACGUUUAACUAUUUAUUCUUUUAAUUUCUAUAAGAGAAUGGUAAACAAAUGUGUAAUUAAAAUGUUUGUUUACUUUAAAGGUUGCAAAAGAGCCGACAUUUUAAAACAACAGCUGUUGUUUACUUUUGAAAACCUUGAUUAUUUGUUUAGCUGAUGUGCGAUGUGACAAAAAUCAAAGUUUGAUUGAAUAUUUUUCAACAUAUUCAAGUUUUAUUAGUUUCUUUUAUUAUAACUUCGAUUGUUGUUUAGAAUUUAAAUCAUUUUGUAAAGUUUUACAACUUUUUAUACAAAAAAUGAAAUUUUUUAACAUUUUACCUCAAUUUAAAGGUAAUUAAGGUUUGUUCUAAUAUAAUUGUUUUAAAAUAUUAAGAAAACACUGGAAUUUACUAGAAUUUUACUAAUUUAUUUAAAUUGGUAUCAACUGUGGCAGCAUUUUAUAAAGCAUUGGCAACAUUGUUAUUUAAUAGUAACGGUAAAAAUAGUGAUGCCAAGUAUUAUACAUCAAAAUUUAAAGAAGUCGCUAAAAAGUCAUAAAUAUGAUCAAGUAAAAGCUUGAAAAAAGUGGGUUUUAAUAUUUUUUAUAUCAAAUUUAUUAAAAUACUAAAUAAUUAAUGGUUUUUGUGUAGUAGAAAGUAAACUUUACAUAAAAGUUCAUUAGUUUUUAUAUAUUUUACCAUAAAUAAAAGUGAUUUUUAGGCUUUUUAUAAUGUAAUUGUUUAAAAAUAUUAAGAAAAGUCUGAAAUUGAAGGAAUUUUUUAAUUUAUUUAAAUUGGUAUCAAAUUGUUCAUGCUUUUUCAAAUAAAACACUGUGGCAGCAUUUUUAUAAAGCAGUGGCAACAUUGUUGUUUAAUCGUAACGGUAAAAAUAGUAAUGCCAAAUGUGCGAAAUUAAAUUACAUUCAAAUUUAAAGAAAUCUAUAAAAAAAACCUGAAUAUUCAGCUAAAAAUGGUAGUUUAAAUUAUUUUCAAUAAGAACUUAUUUAAAAAUUCUUAAAAUAAUAAAAACGUAACGAAAUUUUUUAACAAAAAUUAAACUAUCAGGUAUGUAAAGAAAAUCUAUCUAUUUGAAAAGUUCUGAUUCAUUUGAAUCAAUUUCUUUUUGUAACAAAGUAAAGCUUAGCUGAUAUCAAAUAAUAUAAAAAGUCUGGAUCCUUAAGAUUGGAAUUUAAUGAGGUCCGUGGCUAAAUUUUAUUGGAAUUUUACUUUUUUAUUGAAAAAAUUUGCUUCAUGCUGCAAAACAAUGAUUAAGUUACCUCUAACAUUAAACAUAUGAAGCAAAAUGUAGAUUGAUAAGCUCUAAACUACACGAAAUUUAAAUAAAACUUUGAAGGAUUUUAAAAAAUUCGAUAAAUUAAUCAUUUAUAAUUGAAUUCUAACUCAAUUUUCUUAACAAAAAUUGUGUUUGUGGCUUUUUAGCAAGGUUGGCUAUCGAUUCAAAAUUGUAAAAAGGUAACGGCGACACUAAUUUGGAUUAUUUCAUUAACGGUGAUUUAGCGGUAACGUUAUUUUGGUUUAUUUCGGUAACGAUAGCUUAGGGAUAACGGUAUUUUAAUGAUAACGCUAAUUUCAUGCUAAAAAUCACACAUUUGGCAUCACUGUCAAUCAUUUGCUUACAAAAACAACGUUUGACAUAAAGCAGUGAUGCCAAAUUUGGUUUUUUGCAACCUGGGGCCAAAUUACCGCAUUCGUGAUCAAAUGAGCUAUCGUAUCGCAAAAUGAUUUCGAUAUCAAAAUUGUGAUAAAAUUUACUAAAUUUUUUGCUCGAUAUCGAAUGCCGUAAUCUCAAAUAAGAAAAUUACGAACAAUUUUACUCGGUAAUUUAGCCCCUGCUCAACGAGUUAUGCCCAAAUGCAAAAUGUGGCAAAUAUUCUAAUUCGAAAUAAGUGAGUUACAAAUUUACAGCAUUUAGAAAUACUAUUUUAAAACAUUUUCUGUAAUUCAGCUAAAUAAAUGAAUAAGUUGUUACUUAAUGUUUUAAUAAAAUUUUUAUGUUAAAGAAUACCCCCAUAGACAUCAUAUUAAAGUCAAAAUAUUGAAUUAUUUAGCCAUCAAAUUGUGUGAGAAACUUUUAACAUUCUUUCAAACAAAUAACAUGUCUAUCUACUUGAAGCAUUAACUACCUUUUUAAACAAUACUUUGGUUUUAUAAAGAAGGAAAGGAAAGUUUUUUGUUUUAACAAACUUUGUUUUAAUAUAUUUUAUUUUUUUAGGAAUGAAAAGAGUCAUGUAAAAUGAAAACGGACAUUACGUUAUUUGAAAAUUACAUCAAUCAAAUGUUAAACACAAACAAAAGAAAAAAAGUUUUUUUUUUAAAACAAACUAUUUCAAAAACUUUGCAAUAUGAAUGUGAGGAUGGGCUAAUAAUAUUAGGUAAAACAAAGUUUGAGUGAAAAAAAAACAAUUAAAAUUGUUUAAACGUUUUAUUAAAUAAAUAUUUAAUUCUUUUCUAAGUUUUAUUUCUUUGUUUAUAUUCUAAUUUCUUUAUUAAGCUUAAUUUUAUAGCAAAAAAAAAUACUGUUUCCCCCAACAGGUUUCAAAUAUUUUUUUAAAAUUUUUUUAAAUAAAAUAUUUAGUAAAUAUAUAUAUGUAUGUAUAUUAAAGCUGUUCAAACUGUUUAAAGCUUAUAAUUGACAAAACAAAAUACCUAGUGGCAUUUAUAUAACUACAUUUAAAAAAAAUUGUUGAGAUAUACGAAAAAAAAUAAUUAAAACUUUCAUGGUAGUUUAAUAACAAAAAAAGAACGAUUUAAAACUAAUAAAACAUUUAAAACUAAUGGCUGCAUAAAAGUACAUACAUAAAUUUAUAUAAAAGUAAGCAAAUAAAUAAGCAUUAAUAUAAAAUAAAAGGGUGUGACAAAACGAAAUUAGUAAAAUUUUCUAUUUUUAGUUGAUAAUUUUCAGUUUCAGUUGAUAAUAAAGUAUACACAGCUUUACUUAUACUGCAUUAAGGAAUUCAUUACAUAUUUGAUUAAAUAAAACUUUCAACAAAUUCUAAUUCAAAUUACCUCCAAAUAGUACUAAAAUUAUUUUUUAAUUGGCUCAAUAGCUUCAGAAAGAAAAAACAUAUUUGCCCUCCCUUUGUAAUCUUUAUUCAAGCGUUUUUAAUUUCCUUACAAUUAACGCUACGCUUUUAUUGUAUUUUUCAGUUUUUACUUUUACGCCUUAUUACUGAAAUUUCAUAAAACAUGUUGUGACAACAGCUAUACAUCUUUAUUUUAAAAAAUAACUUAAAAACCACUUUGCGGUUUUAUUAUUAUUUUCACUUUUAUUGCAAUAUUAUUUUCACCAUUUAUUUCUCUAUAAACAUUUUACAUACGUACAUGAUUACAUUGGUUUAUAAAUACAAAAACCUUCUCUUAUUAUUAUUAUUCAAAAUCCGCAUACCAAUGAUUUAUUUUCAUUUUAAUUUACGUUUUAUUUCUCAUAAACAAAUGGCAUUACUAUUCUGCAUUGACAUUACUAUGGCAGUUAUCAUUUGACAUAUAACGGUUUUUAGUAAACAAAACAAUGUUACACCCUGUUAAAACUACAAACCAGCUACAGCAUUACUACAAUAUACAUAUAUUUAAAUGUCAAACGUUAAAUUACAAGCCAAAUUAAGAAAAUGCCCAAUAUUUAUACAAAAAAAUAUAAAAAAACCUAACUGAAACAAAGCCUUAAAUUAUAAAAACUAAAUAUAAUUAAAACCUUGAACGAUAUUAAACAUAAAUAAAAAUUGAAACAAUAUACAUAUUAAUUAUAAUAAAAAAACUAAAAGGAUAUAUAACAAAAUUAUAUAUAUAACAAACGCUAUACAAUAACAUAAUUAUAUAUGCAAAAAACUUAUAAAUUAUUUAUAAAACUGAACUUGUUUUUUCUUAACUUUUUGUUUGUUAAUAUGUUUGUGAAAAGCUUUUUUAUUUAGUACUAAAUCAAUAUAAUUUGUUUAUUAAAUUUGUAGAAAAUUUGAAAAUAAUGAAAUUAGUUUUAACAAAAAUAAAGAAACUACUUAAUAAAAAGAAAUAUUAUUAACAAAA
Messenger RNA from Calliphora vicina (urban bluebottle blowfly), 5335 nucleotides. RefSeq lists its product as uncharacterized. Bases 88 to 684 code for a protein of 198 amino acids. The record is from RefSeq and is a predicted model, not a curated record. NCBI's taxonomy places the organism in Eukaryota, Metazoa, Arthropoda, Insecta, Diptera, Calliphoridae. The transcript is spliced from 2 exons.